AAAAAAAAAAGCAGCGAUAGAAACGGUGACUGAAGUUUAGGGAGGAAGCGAACGCUGUAGUUUAGUCUGAACUCUGCUGUCGACAGGAAAAAGAAGUUUUGACUCCGGCGACGCUGAUUGAGCCCUGCGGUUGUUGAUAGCCAUCUUCUGAAAGGCGAACAGCAACCAAAAACCAGCCACCAUGUCAGAUGCGGACAAGUUUCUGUACGUGGACCGCAACCUGGUCAACAACCCGCUGGCGCAGGCCGACUGGGCCACCAAGAAGCUGGUAUGGGUCCCCUCGGAGCGCCUGGGCUUCGAGGCCGGUUCCAUCAAGGAGGAGCGCGGCGACGAGUGCACGGUGGAGCUGGCGGACUCCGGGAAAAAGAUCAAGGUGAACAAGGACGACAUCCAGAAGAUGAACCCGCCCAAGUUCAGCAAGGUGGAGGACAUGGCCGAGCUCACCUGCCUCAACGAAGCGUCUGUGCUGCACAACCUGAAGGAGAGAUACUACUCUGGCCUCAUCUAUACGUACUCCGGUCUCUUCUGCGUGGUGAUCAACCCCUACAAGAACCUGCCCAUCUACUCCGAGGAGAUCGUGGAAAUGUACAAGGGCAAGAAGAGACACGAAAUGCCCCCCCACAUCUACGCCAUAACCGACACGGCGUACAGGAGCAUGAUGCAGGAUCGGGAAGACCAGUCUAUUCUUUGCACAGGCGAGUCUGGUGCUGGUAAGACGGAGAACACCAAAAAGGUUAUCCAGUAUCUGGCUCAUGUUGCUUCCUCCCACAAGACGAAGAAAGAUCAGGGUUCAUACCUGUCACAUGGGGAGCUGGAGAAGCAGCUACUGCAGGCUAAUCCCAUCCUGGAAGCCUUUGGAAAUGCCAAAACCGUCAAAAAUGACAACUCUUCCAGAUUUGGAAAAUUCAUUAGAAUCAACUUUGAUGUCAACGGCUACAUCGUUGGUGCCAAUAUUGAAACCUACUUGCUGGAGAAAUCCCGUGCCAUUCGCCAGGCCAAAGACGAGAGGACGUUUCACAUUUUCUACUACAUGCUCACAGGAGCAGGAGACAAGCUACGAAACGAGCUGCUCCUUGAAAACUACAACAACUACCGAUUCCUUUCCAACGGAAACGUCACGAUCCCGGGACAGCAGGACAAGGAUCUGUUCACAGAAACCAUGGAGGCCUUCAGGAUCAUGGGGAUUCCAGAGGACGAGCAGAUCGGCAUGUUGAAGGUGGUGGCCGCAGUGCUGCAGCUCGGAAACAUGAGCUUCAAAAAGGAACGGCACACAGACCAAGCCUCAAUGCCUGACAAUACAGCUGCCCAGAAGGUGUGCCACCUCAUGGGCAUGAACGUGACGGACUUCACCAGGGCCAUCCUGUCCCCCAGAAUCAAAGUGGGCCGAGACUACGUCCAGAAGGCUCAGACUCAGGAGCAGGCGGAGUUCGCCGUGGAGGCCCUGGCCAAGGCUACCUAUGAGCGGAUGUUCCGCUGGCUGGUCAUGAGAAUCAACAAAGCGCUGGACAAGACAAAGAGACAGGGCGCCUCCUUCAUCGGCAUCCUGGACAUCGCUGGCUUUGAGAUCUUCGAGCUGAACUCCUUCGAGCAGCUGUGCAUCAACUACACCAAUGAGAAGCUGCAGCAGCUCUUCAACCACACCAUGUUCAUCCUGGAGCAGGAGGAGUACCAGAGGGAGGGCAUCGAGUGGAGCUUCAUCGACUUCGGCCUGGACCUGCAGCCGUGCAUCGACCUCAUCGAGAAACCGGCCAGUCCUCCUGGUAUCCUGGCUUUGCUGGAUGAGGAGUGCUGGUUUCCCAAGGCAACGGACAAGAGCUUUGUGGAGAAGGUGGUCCAGGAGCAGGGCACACACCCCAAGUUCCACAAGCCCAAGAAACUGAAGGACGAAGCAGAUUUCUGCAUCAUGCACUACGCUGGCAAGGUGGAUUACAAAGCGGAUGAGUGGCUGAUGAAGAACAUGGACCCCCUGAACGACAACGUCGCCACGCUCCUCAACCAGUCCACCGACAAGUUUGUGUCUGAGCUCUGGAGGGACGUGGACCGCAUCGUGGGCCUGGACAAAGUGUCCGGCAUGUCCGAGAUGCCAGGUGCCUUUAAGACCCGUAARGGCAUGUUCCGCACUGUGGGCCAGCUCUACAAGGAGCAGCUGUCCAAACUCAUGGCCACACUGAGGAACACCAACCCCAACUUUGUUCGCUGCAUCAUUCCCAACCACGAGAAGAAGGCUGGAAAGCUGGACCCCCACCUGGUUCUGGACCAGCUCAGGUGUAACGGAGUGCUGGAGGGGAUCCGUAUCUGUAGGCAGGGAUUCCCCAACCGCAUUGUUUUCCAGGAGUUCAGACAGAGGUAUGAAAUCCUGACUCCAAACGCCAUUCCCAAGGGCUUYAUGGACGGGAAGCAGGCCUGCGUCCUCAUGAUCCAGUCUCUGGAGCUGGAUGCCAACCUGUACCGCAUUGGCCAGAGCAAAGUGUUCUUCAGGGCCGGAGUCCUGGCUCACCUGGAGGAGGAGAGGGACAUGAAGAUCACCGACAUCAUCAUCAGCUUCCAGGCCUGGUGCCGAGGCUACGUGGCCCGCAAGGCUUUUGCAAAGCGACAGCAGCAGCUGACKGCCAUGAAGGUGAUUCAGAGGAACUGUGCUGCUUAUCUUAAACUGAGGAACUGGCAGUGGUGGCGACUCUUCACCAAGGUGAAGCCUCUGCUUCAAGUCAGCCGGCAGGAGGAGGAGAUGCAGGCCAAGGAUGAAGAGCUGCAUAAGGUGAAGGAGAGGCACCUGCAAACUGAGCAGCAGCUCCAGGAGAUGGAGGAAAAACAUCAACAGCUGAAUGCCGAGAAGAUGGCCCUGCAGGAGCAGCUGCAGGCCGAGACAGAGCUCUGCGCCGAGGCCGAGGAGAUGAGAGCCCGCCUGGCCGCCAAGAAGCAAGAGCUGGAGGAGAUCCUCCACGACCUGGAGGCGCGCGUGGAGGAGGAGGAAGAGCGCGCGUCGCACUUGGCUACCGAGAAGAAGAAGAUGCAGCAGAAUAUCUCCGACCUGGAGCAGCAGCUGGAUGAAGAGGAGGCAGCCAGGCAGAAGCUGCAGCUGGAGAAGGUCACUCUGGAGGCCAAGAUGAAGAAGAUCGAAGAGGGCGUCAUGGUUCUCGACGAUCAGAAYAACAAACUGCUCAAGGAGAAAAAGUUGAUGGAAGAGAGAAUCUCUGAAUUCACCACCAACCUGGCAGAGGAGGAGGAAAAAUCCAAGAGUUUACAGAAACUGAAGACGAAACACGAGGCCAUGAUCACAGACCUGGAAGAUCGGCUGCGUCGGGAGGAGAAGGCGCGUCAGGAGCUGGAGAAGAACAGACGCAAGCUGGAGGGCGACUUCACCGAGACGCACGACCAGAUCGCCGAGCUCCAGGCUCAGAUCGCCGAGCUGCGCGCCCAGCUGGCCAAGAAGGAGGAGGAGCUGCAGGCCGCCCUGGCCAGAAUCGAGGAGGAGGCCGCCCAGAAGAACAUGGCUCAGAAGAAGAUUAGAGAGCUGGAGGCUCAGCUGUCCGAGCUGCAAGAGGACCUGGAGCUGGAGAAGCAGGCCCGCGUGAAGGCCGAGAAACACCGCAGGGACCUGGGGGAGGAACUGGAGGCYCUGAAGACGGAGCUGGAGGACACCCUGGACUCUACAGCRGCUAUGCAGGAGCUCAGGACCAAACGUGAGACGGAGGUGACUCACCUGAAGAAGAGCCUGGAGGAAGAAGCCCGAGUCCACGAGCAUCAGCUGGCUGAGAUGAGGCAGAAGCACAGCCAGGCCUUCGACGAGCUUAACGAGCAACUGGAGCAGGCGAAGAGGAACAAAGUGUCGAUGGAGAAGGCCAAACAAGCCUUGGAGUCUGAGAAGAACGAGYUGACCAUCGAGCUGCAGACGCUGAUGCAGGGCAAGACCGACUCCGAGCACCGUAGGAAGAAGGCCGAAGGACUGACACAGGAGCUGCAGGCCAAAUACUCUGAGGCCGAGCGCCAGAGGGUGGAGCUGGCUGAGAAACUGGCUAAAGUGCAGGCUGAGCUGGACAAUGUUAGCGGCAUUUUGAGCGAGGCUGAGGGCAAAUCCAUAAAGGCCAGUAAAGACUUCUCAGCUGUGGAAUCCCAGCUGCAGGACGCCCAGGAACUCCUCCAAGAAGAGACGCGUCAGAAGCUCUCCCUCAACACUCGUCUGCGGCAGCUGGAGGACGAACAGAACAACCUGAAAGAGCAGCUGGAGGAAGAGGAGGAAGCCAAGAAGAAUGUGGAGCGGCAGCUUCAGACAGUGCAGGCUCAGCUUGCUGACAUGAGGAAGAAGGUGGAGCAGGACGCCGGCUCCCUGGAGUCCGCCGAGGAGGGGAAGAAGAGACUGCAGAGGGACCUGGAGGGCACCAACCAGCGGCUGGAGGAGAAAUGCGCCGCGUUCGACAAGCUGGACAAAACAAAGACGCGUCUGCAACAGGAGCUGGACGACCUGCUGGUGGACCAGGACCACCUCCGGCAGAUCGUCUCCAACCUGGAGAAGAAGCAGAAGAAGUUUGACCAGAUGCUCGCAGAGGAGAAGAACAUCUCUGCGCGCUACGCGGAGGAGCGAGACCGAGCCGAAGCUGAGGCACGUGAGAAAGAAACCCGUGCUCUGGCUCUGACCCGAGAACUGGAAUCUCUGAUGGAUGUCAAGGAGGAGCUGGACCGCAACAACAAGCUGCUGCGCGCCGAAAUGGAGGAUCUGGUUUCAUCUAAGGAUGACGUGGGCAAGAACGUCCACGAGCUGGAGAAGUCCAAGCGUGCCAUGGAGCAGCAGCUGGAGGAGAUGAGGACWCAGCUGGAGGAGCUGGAGGACGAGCUGCAGGCCACGGAGGACGCCAAGCUGCGUCUGGAGGUCAACAUGCAGGCCAUGAAGGCCCAGUACGAGAGAGACCUGGCAGGGCGCGACGAGAUGGGAGAGGAGAAGAAGAGAGCUCUGGUCAAACAGGUGCGUGAGAUGGAGAUGGAGCUGGAAGACGAGAGGAAGCAGCGAUCUGCCGCCGUGGCGGCACGCAAAAAGCUGGAGCUGGACCUGAAGGAACUGGAGGCCGCCAUCGACACGGCCAACAAGAACCGCGACGAGGCCCUGAAGCAGCUCAAGAAGCUUCAAGCUCAGAUGAAGGAUCUGCUCCGAGAGCUGGAGGACACUCGCAUGUCCAGAGACGAGAUCCUGGCCCAGAGCAAGGAGACGGAGAAGAAGCUGAAGGCCAUGGAGGCCGACAUGAUCCAGAUGCAGGAGGAGCUGGCAGGAGCAGAGCGAGUGAAGCGACAGGCCAUGCAGGAGAGAGACGAGCUGCAGGACGAAAUCAACAACCAGGCUGCCAAGAACGCUCAGGCUGCGGAGGAGAGGAGGCGGCUGGAGGCUCGCAUCACCCAGCUGGAGGAGGAGCUGGAGGAGGAGCAGUGCAACACGGAGCUGAUCAACGACCGGCUGAAGAAGUCCAUGCUGCAGACCGACCAGAUCAACGUGGAGCUGACCGCAGAGCGCAGCACCUCCCAGCGGCUGGAGGGCGCGCGCAGCCAGCUGGAGCGCCAGAACAAGGAGCUGAAGCUGAAGCUGCAGGAGCUCGAGGGAACCGUCAAGUCCAAGUACAAAGCCAACAUGGCCGCCCUGGAGGCAAAGAUUGCCCAGCUGGAGGAGCAGCUGGACAUCGAAACCAGGGAGAGGCAGACUGCCACCAAACUGGUGAGACGCACCGAGAAGAAGCUGAAGGAAGUCAUCCUGCAGGUGGAUGACGAGAGGCGCAGUGCAGAGCAGCACAAGGACCAGGCGGACAAGUUGAACUCUCGCAUGAAGCAGCUGAAGCGCCAACUGGAGGAGACCGAGGAGGAGGCCCAGAGGGCCAACGCCAACCGAAGGAAGCUCCAGAGGGAGCUGGAGGACGCCACGGAGUCUGCAGACGCCAUGAACCGMGAGGUGGCCUCCCUCAAGAGCAAGCUGAGRCGUGGCGACUUGCCCUUCAGUGUAACUCGCCGUACUGUCCCUCGCGUGGAAAACGUGGAGAGCGAUGAGGAAGCUGAGCCCAAGACCGAAGCCCCGGAGCCCCAAGCUUGAAGGGCCCCAUCCUCCGGCCCCUCUGCCACUCGCCUCCUCCACGCUGAAUCCUAACCAGAAAGAGCAGCAAAUACUGUAAAGAAGAAAGAAAAUCAUGUCCAGACUAUAGGCAGGGAUUCUGCUCAGUCCAAGUUCAGUCCGAUCUAUCCGAACAGGAUCAAACUAUGCAUCCAUAACAGCUACACGCCAGUAAACGUAGACAAUCGCUAUUCCAACACACUCUCACAUUCAUUUUUUUUUUGGCUCAAUUUCUUUCAUCACUUCCUUUUUCAUUCUCUGGGAAAAGUAACUAUUUUUAUAAGGAAAAUUUAGACUUGUAAUAGACCUGAUUUAGGAUUUAUUUUUCUAAUAGAAGGGAAAAUAAAAGAAUGAAUCCAAUUACAUGGAAGGGGACCAAAGUAAAUAUCAAGUAGAAGUUUCUAUUAUGCAGACAUUCUUUUUGUUUAGUUUAUAAUAAUGGCUAAGAAUGGAAAAUGCUUCAUGUGUAUCAUGCUCAUUUGUCCCUCUUCUUCGAGGUUCAUAAAGAUUUAUGCAAUAUCCUGAAAUGUACUCGACACGCCUAGCUACGAUUAGCGCUYGUUUCGAUGUUUUGGCCGAGAAUAUUUUGUACGUGUAGUCGACCGGAGACGUCCAGAAAGUGUUUAAUUGGUGCGCUGAAAUUUUCUUAAUUUUGCACUGAGACAGAAGAARAGUUAUGAACCUAAAUGACGUACCACUGCGUUUGUGGAGUUCCAACAAAACGGCAAAGAUGCAGCUUUGAAGUCUUUGAGUGACCAUGCGCGCACACACACUGCCAACACACACUAUAAAAAGCCUUAAAUGCAACUGACACCUACUUGGCAGGGUUCACGGCUGUUUGUUUUUGCUUUCUGGACGUACAUUGAUUGUCGUUUUUCUCGCCAUCAGUGUUUUUCGUAUGUUCAGGGUGAAGUAUAAAUGAUAGGGUAGCUUUUUUUUUUGUUUGUUUGUUUGUUUUUUUUGACUCGCAGCACACACUGUAUUCUUAGGGCACAGCUUGCYAAGAGAGAUGAACCAAAGGCAGAUAUAAGAGGGAGGGAGAUUCUUUGAUACUCUACAGCUUGGCAGCUGUGUGGGAYGGAUAAGAGAUUGUGUUUGCAUGCAAUCUGGUGGAGAUAUCGCGACGUGAAGCCCCUCACAGGCUGUGCCCAGGGUCACCUUUUGGCUCACACUGCUGGAAAGUGAGAGAAUUGUGUUGUUACUUCCAAAAUAACGACUCAUAAUUYGAAAGAUUGCAGAUUUCGUACCUACUAAACAAAGGCGAUCCAAAAGAAAAAAAAGGAUUUUUAAAAAAUAAUGUCCACCAGUUAUUUUGUAACGUUUAUCACCGCAACUCUGGCAUGGAUGUCAUGUGGUCAAUUAUGAUAUUGCAAAUAAAGAUGCUUUCUAAACUGCCA
Poecilia reticulata (guppy) is the source of this 7479-nucleotide messenger RNA. Its product is annotated as myosin-9. Gene Ontology annotation, molecular function: ATP binding; actin filament binding; microfilament motor activity. The record is from RefSeq and is a predicted model, not a curated record. Lineage: Eukaryota; Metazoa; Chordata; Actinopteri; Cyprinodontiformes; Poeciliidae. Gene Ontology annotation, cellular component: myosin II complex; myosin filament; cytoplasm.